ACACACACACACACACACACACACACACACACACACACACACACACACACACACACACUCUCAGACAGUCAGAGGGAGGAGAUAAUAACAGUGGAGGAGUUUCAGCUCUGCAGAUCUCAGUCAGUCUAAGUCUGUCUGUCUCUGAGGACGUCUCUGUCUCCGUCUGUCCAUCUGUCUGUCUGUCAGCAUGGACAGACCUCUGCAUGGAUUACUGGUUGUCUUCCUGCUGCAGGUCCAUGGUUUUCUCUCAGCUCACAUCCACCGUGACUCAGAGUCUCUCCAUAAGGUUCUGUCAGAGUUCAGCAUCAUUCAUCCGAUCAGAACUGACUCAGCAGGCCGUUUCCUAUCAACAACAGUCUCUGCCCAACUGCACCGCAGCAAGAGACACGCCCCCACAGCAGAGGGAACACCCACUGACUCAAACAAUGUGAAGACAGGCACGCCCUUAAAACAAGAAGCCUCGCCCAUGUGGAUGUCAACAUCCAGCCCUGACUGGAGGGGGCAGAGUUAUGAAGGAGAAGACGAGGCUGAGCUUUUCUACAAUGUGACCGUAUUCAAUCAAGAGCUCCACCUGCAGCUGCAUCGAAACACUCGCCUCAUCGCCCCCACCGCCACCAUAGAGUGGGAGGAGUCAGGACACCGUUAUUCUGAGCCAAUCAGAGAUGUGGGAUGUUUCUACACAGGAACGGUGUCAAACAUGAAGGACACAUCUGUUGCCAUCAGCAACUGUGAUGGAUUGGCCGGAAUGAUCCGGACGGGUAAAGAUGAAUUUUUCAUUGAACCGUUGGGUCAGUGGAAGCCAGGAAAGGAGGAGGAGGAUGAAGGGCAAAAGCACAUCAUUUAUCGAUCCUCAGCCAUUAUUAAGAAUCAAGCAGAUGUCAAUCAAUCUCAAGGUGUCAAUCAAAGUCUAGAUGACUUUGUUCAAGGUCCUCUCUUUGGCUUUGUGAAUGUGACCCAGAAUGUGGUGCCGUCAAGUUUGGGUUCUGCUCGCAGACAGCGUUCUGCUGAAUUGUUCCACAUUGAGGUCCUGCUGGCUGUAGAUUAUUCUCUUCUUCUGUUCCACGGACGAGACCACAUUCAGAAAUAUCUGCUGACSCUGAUGAACAUUGUGAAUGAGAUCUAUCAGGACCAUUCUCUGGGGGUCAACAUGAACGUAGUCCUGGUCAGAAUCAUCCUGCUGUCUGCAACAAAGUCCCAGGAGCUGAUCUCUUUUGGGAAUCCUCAGAAGAGUUUGGAGAAUGUUUGUGGGUGGUCUUAUCUCCAGCACAACGAGCAAAGCCCCACUGAGCAGCAUGAUCAUACCAUCUACCUGACCAGGCAGAGAUUUGGCCCCUUAGGCAUGCAGGGUUACGCUCCAGUUACAGGAAUGUGUCAGCUUCAUCGGAGUUGUGUCCUCGUUCUGGAAGAUGGAUUUUCCUCAGCUUUUGUAGCUGCACAUGAAACAGGACAUGUGUUAGGGAUGGAGCAUGAUGGUGAGGCCAAUGAUUGUGCUGAUGAUGUGCCUUUGGGCAGCAUUAUGUCUCCGAGGGUCCAAGCCAACUUCUAUCGAUACCACUGGUCCAGGUGCAGCUGGAGCGAGCUGCACAGGUACCUGAACACCUACGACUGUCUCCGUGAUGACCCCUUCAACCACGAAUGGCCCGAUCAGCCGCAGUUACCUGGUUUUCACUACUCCAUGGACCAACAGUGCCGCUUUGAUUUCGGACCUGGGUACAGCCUGUGUACUACUUACACAAUCCCUGAGCCGUGCAAACAGCUGUGGUGCAGUGACUACAACAACCCAUCCUUCUGUAGGACCAAGAAGGGUCCACCACUUGAUGGGACUAAGUGUGGACCAGGGAGGCACUGCUUCAAAGGGUUCUGCAUCAAACUGACCCCCAACCUCCUAAAGCAGCAUGGCAGCUGGGGGACAUGGAGUCCAUUUGGCACCUGUUCCCGGACCUGCGGGGGCGGUGUCAGGUUUCGAACCAGACAGUGUGAUAACCCACCACCAGCCAAUGGGGGCCACACCUGCUUUGGAAAUAGCUACGAGUUCCAGCUGUGCAGUCAAGGGUCCUGCCCCCUCCUGACAGACUUCAGCAUGUGGGCUGUGAUGGACAGAUUGCUUCAGACCAGCAGGAGGACCAGUGUGGGGUCUGUGGAGGAGACACGUCCACCUGUAGGAUGGUUAAAGGAAACUUCACCCGCAGCACCAGGAAAGAAGGUUACCUGAAGAUCUUGGAUAUUCCUAAAGGAGCCAGACACCUCCUUAUUCAGGAGUUCAAAGGGAGUCCUCACAUUCUGGCUGUUAAGAACCAGGAGACAGGUCACCUCUUCCUCAAUGAUGAAGAUGAGCUACCUGAGUCCAGAAAGCUGAUUGAAAAGGGAGUGGUCUGGGAAUACAACAGGACUGGUGAGCAGGAGUCCAUUCAGACCACCGGGCCACUGAAGUAUGAUGUCCUGCUUCUGGUUCGUUCACAUAAUGACUCCAAGGUGACCGUCUCUUACAAGUACAUCAUCCAGGAUGAUCUUCGGUCUUCACUGGAGUCUAACCUGGUUCAGGAGGAUGCAGUUUUAUAUGACUGGGCUCUGAAAAAGUGGUCCCACUGUUCCAAACCCUGUGGAGGAGGGACUCAGUACACCAGGUUUGGCUGCAGGAGGAAGGCUGAUGGGGAAAUGAUGGAAAGGACGUACUGCUCCAACAUCAACAAACCGAGACCUAUCAGCCGCAAGUGCAACACCGAGACCUGCAAGUCUCCACGCUGGCUGACUGGCAGCUGGGAAGCCUGCAGCGCCUCCUGUGGUCAGACUGGGUGGCAGCGGCGCUGGGUGAGCUGCCAGCAGGAGUCCAGCAGCGGAAAGCAGCAGCGCUCAGUCAACAGCAGACUCUGUGGUGAAGACCGACCUGAAUCCAAACAAACCUGUAACCGAUUCCCCUGCCCUGCAGCCUGGAGAGCCGGGCCCUGGACCCCUUGUUCGGUCUCGUGUGGAAAUGGGACUCAGGAACGUCAGGUCGCGUGUUUAAACCCUGAAGGUUCGGCUGGAAAUUGCAGCGAACAUCAACUAAUCAGGACACGUUCCUGCCAGGCCCCGCCCUGCAGCGGUGACCAGAAGAACGCCAUCAUCCAGUGGUUGUCCAGGUCCAACCCAAACUUCCCGGCUCCUCAGAUCCCCUCCAGGCAGCGCUGUCAUGGAGACCGCUCUGCAUUUUGUCGGAUGGAGAUGUUGAGUCGGUACUGCUCCAUCACUGGAUACAAGCAGAUGUGCUGCAAGUCCUGCAGCGAGAGGAACUUCAGGAACAUCAGCAGCACAAAGUCUCCAGAGAACAGCCGUUCCUGGAAACCAACCACUGAGUCAACGAUGUCAUUGGCAUUCACCACUUUAUUGGACAGCAGUGAUGUCAUCAGUGACCUCAUUAGUACAUCUCCCAACGUUGUUGCACCUCCCAUCGUUUCUGUACCUCCUACCAUUUCUGUACCUCCCACAGUUGCUGCGACUCUGACGGUUGCUGUACCCCCCACCGUUUCUGUAUCUCCCAUUGUUGCUGCACCUCCCACCAUUUCUGUAUCUCCCAUUGUUGCUGCACCUCCCACCGUUUCUGCCUCUCCCACCAUUUUUUCACCCCCCACCAGUAAGACCAGCACUGACUUUGUCUAUGUGGACUACAAUGAUUACAGAGAGUUUGUGGUGUUUGAGGACCCAUUGAUUCCUUCUACAGUCAGUCCAGGUACCACCACCACAACCACCACAACAAGGAGACCGAGGAAAACUGCUCYACCAUAUUUGUUCAAAAAGAAAAUUCCCAUGAAGCACUUGGUUACAGCACCCAUGGUAACUCAGCGCCAAACAAUAGCACCGACCAGAACACCUACCACCCCAAAGUUUCUCACAACGUCCUCAGAUGUUGGAGACAUUGUUGUCCCCACUACAUCGGAGGUGGGGACAUCAUUACCUUUGGUCAUGGUGUCAAAAAAGAAGAAGAACUCUGUGGAUGAGGUCCAGUACCAGAUUGUAGGAAUGGAAAGUGAGACCACCAGAAAACAGCAGAACUACUUUGUGCCCCGGAUUCCACCUUUCAGAGAACGAACACAGAACAAACGAAUCCAACAGCUUCUGAAAGAAAAACAGCUGCAGAACCGUCGAAACCAGAUGAACAGAACCAGAGUGACCCGAACAGACAGGAAACACUGAACACAAGUUUGCUUUGGCAGUUUUCAUCUUUCGCCUGUUCAGCUUCUGUUUGCUACAAACUCAGAAACUGACUGAGAAAACCUUCACCUCUAUGUCUCCUGAGCUGUAAAAUCAAACUAGUCCCUGUGCAAUGAAAGACCAGAACCUGGUCUUCAGGAAACUCUAGUCCUGCUCAGGUUUUCAUAUUCAUCAUGUUUGUACCAACUUAUCCUGUUUUGAAAAUAAAGGAAAAUCUCAUCCAGCA
Austrofundulus limnaeus is the source of this 4414-nucleotide messenger RNA. Its product is annotated as A disintegrin and metalloproteinase with thrombospondin motifs 2. Gene Ontology annotation, biological process: extracellular matrix organization; proteolysis. Gene Ontology annotation, cellular component: extracellular matrix. The record is from RefSeq and is a predicted model, not a curated record. Lineage: Eukaryota; Metazoa; Chordata; Actinopteri; Cyprinodontiformes; Rivulidae. Gene Ontology annotation, molecular function: metalloendopeptidase activity.